AUGUCGCAACCAACUGGCAUGUUCAGCGUGCGCAGGCCUCGCGAGACCCUGGGCAACAUCCAGAACUUCUCUGGCAUCCCUCAGCCCGCUUCUGCUGUGAAGCGCACUUCCUCUAGUAAUGAGCUGCGCAAUGUCCCAUACACUGCUUCUCAUAUCCGAUCUACCUCCAUCAACCAGAACAUGCAGCGACCUGCUCAGCCAAACUUUCAUCGAUCAUCCUCGGGGGGAAAUCUCGCAGAUAUGGGAAUGUCAACAGCCCGACGAUCCGCCUCGACGAACAUUUUUGCAGGAGGACACACAGGCAGACAGAGUCUUGCUCCCAAUCAGCUCUUUGGUUCACAGACGCCGGCUUCACAGAGUCUACAGAGACGAAGCAGCAUUUUCUCAAGGCCCUCAGGCCAUGCGCCAGUGGCGCAUCAAUCUUUCUUUUCGCAGCCACCUGUCCCAGCUGGGCUCCCCAAAGAUCCCCGACCAUUGAGAGAUUCGUCGUAUAGAGCGCGACUAAGCCAAGAACUGUUGGACUACUUGACCCAAAACAACUUCGAGCUGGAAAUGAAGCAUUCAUUGACACAAAACUCAGUCAAGUCUCCCACUCAAAAGGACUUUACUCUCAUGUUCCAAUGGAUAUAUCGCCGCAUUGAUCCUGGAUACAAGUUUCAAAAGAGCAUCGACACCGAGGUUCCUCCAAUCAUGAAACAAUUGCGAUAUCCAUACGAGAGAGAUAUCACCAAAUCCCAUCUAGUUGCUGUCGGUGGUCAGAAUUGGCCACGUUUCCUCGGGCUACUCCACUGGAUGAUGCAGCUAGCACAUAUGCUGGACAAUUUCUCCAGAGGUGCUUACGAUGAUGCGUGCGCGGAAGCUGGAGUUGACGUGGGUAGUGACCGGAUCGUCUUCAGAUUUCUCUUUGGAGCUUACCAGGACUGGCUACAAAUGGGCCCAGAGGACGACGAGGAGAGUGAAGAGGCCGCUCUACAGCCACAUAUGUUGGCAAUGGCAGAUGAAUUUCAGAGAGUCAACGCAAAACAUGUGGAUGAGCUCAAGCUUUAUGAAGCCGAACAUGAGGCACUCAAAGCGCAAGUAGAAGAAUUCGAAAGAAAUGCACCUGAUGUUGGCAAACUCGACAAACAUUUCAAAAUCCUCGAGGACGACAAGAAGAAAUUUGAGGAGUACAAUCUCAAUGUCCAGACCAAGAUUGAAAAAUACGAUUCAAGGAUUAAAAUCCUCGAGGCCGAGAUCCAGAAAGUCGAAGCAGACCUCCAAAUGGUUGAGCAAGAACGGCACAGUCUCCAACAAUCGGUGGACCGACAAGGCCUGAACAUUCAAGACAUCGAUCGUAUGAACACCGAACGCGAUCGACUGAGCAAGAGCCACGAGGACGCUCUCGCCACUCUGGACGAGGUAAACAAGAAAGUCCUCGAGAAGGAAGCCGAAACCGCACAAAAGCUCGAAGACCUUGAAGCAAUCGUCAAACGCUACAACUCACUAGGCUACCAACUAUCCCUUAUACCCUCCACCGCACACAACGCCAAGGGUGCCUCAUAUGAGCUCAGCCUCAACAUCUCGGAAAAUCCCGUCUUCUCCUCCUCUCAACAAUCUCGCCGCCGCACAAGCCCAAACUCGUCGUCCGACCGGCUCCUCUCCUCCCCCAACGUCGGCUACUCGCCAAUCCACCUCCUCAACCUCGACCUGCGCGGCCAAGUGCGCAACACAUUCAUCACACUCCGCAAGGACAUCAACGAACGGCGCAAGGCGGCCGCAGACGCCGACCUCAACGCGCGCGACUUUCUGGACAACAUCUCUGAGGCGCUGCACGAGAAGAAUACCGAGAUCGACAACCUCAACUACCGCGUCAACGAGGCCAGCCACGCGUACAACGCGCUCAAAGAGAGCAACAACACAAUUUACACGCAGCAGACCUCCGCGGUCGAGAAACUCGAGAAGGAGCUCGCCAGGAUGCGAGAGGGCUUGGAGCGUGGUGUCGUUGAGCUCGAGCAGCGCGAGAUGGAGGUCGGUGUGGCCUGGGAGGCUAUGCGCGAGGAGGCGGCGCGCGUAAGGGAGGAGCUGCAUUCGGGGAUUGAGCGAUGUCUCGAGGAUGUGAUUAGAUUCAAGGUGCAUGUGCAGAAGGGCCUGGAGGAGUUCGAGGGCUGGGUUGGUGAUGAGGUUGAGCUGGAGCUGCUGGGCGACGAGAUGGAGGGCUUGGCUGUCAACGAGAGUGAGCACGCUGAUGAUGACGCGGAUGCCCGUUGA
This is a messenger RNA of Exophiala aquamarina CBS 119918, 2247 nucleotides long. RefSeq lists its product as uncharacterized. Gene Ontology annotation, biological process: attachment of mitotic spindle microtubules to kinetochore. The record is from RefSeq and is a predicted model, not a curated record. NCBI's taxonomy places the organism in Eukaryota, Fungi, Ascomycota, Eurotiomycetes, Chaetothyriales, Herpotrichiellaceae. The transcript has a single exon. Gene Ontology annotation, cellular component: Ndc80 complex. Bases 1 to 2247 code for a protein of 748 amino acids.